This is a messenger RNA of Symbiodinium sp. CCMP2456, 867 nucleotides long. The record is from the annotation of a GenBank genome assembly. Lineage: Eukaryota; Dinophyceae; Suessiales; Symbiodiniaceae.
AUGGUUAGCCUCGGAGACGUCUUCGGGCUGGGAAACAUGAUGUACAGCUACCUCUCGGCGCAUGAAUGCGCAGCAGUUCGUGCUGCUUGCCGAGACUCCCACGACUACUUGCACACAAAGGCACUGGUGGAGUACUUGAUCACGUUGAUGCAGCUUUCAAGGCCCGAAAUGUGUUCAGCUGCUGGAGCGCCUUGCGCAAAUGAGGGUGGGGACAGCUAUCAGUUGCAAGCAGCCGAAGCAGGCCUGCGAUCCUUCGUCUAUGGCAUCAAGGUUUGGCACAAAGCUUGGCCGGGCGCAAUGGUUGCUGUUGUGGAGAGGUUCAGGGCCGACAGCAUGCACAUGCAGCAGGCGAUAGCAAAGAAUGCCCGUCGAACAUUGACCAUUCUGGCCGGAUACUGCUUUAAAAACGCAUCCAAGAGUGUUCGGCAUUUAUUGGUGCCGGAUACGCUGCAUUGGCUUCAGAAUGGGGAAGAAGAUCUCCGUGUUCAAGUUUGCGAGGCUCUGUCCAAAUGCGGGCGGCAUCUCUUGGGACGCUUCAACAACGCGUGCGUGGAAGCUUUGCUAGAAGCUUGCGGUUCUAACCACAGCGUGCCCUGCCGCAUACAGGCGUUGAAGGCCCUCAAGGUGUUUGCAGCGGCUGACUUGGGUUUCUACCACGUGCUGCGCCCGCAACUGACAGAGCUUUAUGACUCUUGCGCACGAGAAGUCGCUCCUGUCAUUUCUCGCAUGAUCGGCGAGUUGGAUUGGCUGAAAAUAGAGCGGGCGACGGCCCAUAGCAUGGCCCAGAGCUUUUUUAGCAAUUGUGAAAAGAUUCUGGCUGCAGAUCCCUUGAAGGCGUGCAGUCACAUCGAGCUUGAACGGGUUUAA